AAAUCAAUUUUUAUUUAUUCGGAACGUAAGUGCAAGAAAGUCCAAAAGGAAGUGGAGCAAAACGGACGAUCCGAAGUAUCCACUUCUCUCCUCUUCUCUUCUCUUCUCUCCUCUCUCUCUUGCUAUAAACUAGUGGAGUUAGUACAAUUAUUUCAUAUCUUUUCUCUCUCUUCAGACUCAGUAAAAAUUACACUACACACACUCCAACAAAGAAAAAAAAGAAUCUUGAUUUUUCAUUCUUCAGCUGACGAUCUUGGAAUUACUGUUUUUUCUUAUCAAUGGAUGUCAUUUAGAAAGGACAGAAAAGGGUACAAGAAAAGGACAAAAAAGGAGCAUUAUUUGACAGUGUCAGAUAGAGUUUUGUUGAACCUGAACCAUCAUGGCUGUGGUUGAGAAUGCUGCUAUUAACGUUGUUGACAGAAUUGUGCAGAAAGAUGUUGUUGUGGUUGUCGAUCAUCAGUCAGUGAAAACGAAACAACAGAAUGGUGUGCAGAGGUCAAAGGUACCAAAUGAUCAGAAUUUCCAGCAAGAACCCGAGAAAGCUAAUGGAAUUCAGCAGCAACAACAACAGCACUGCGUCAACGGUAAUGGAGUUGAUCACAGUAUUGAGCAUCAGAAAAUGAACGGUGUUGAUUUAAGGAAUGGAGGGGUGGUUGAUGGCGAUGGUGGCGAUGAAGGGUUUAAGAAGGAGAUGAGGGAUUUGGAAGAAAUGCUUUCCAAAUUGAAUCCCCAGGCUGAAGAGUUUGUGCCACCAUCACUGGCUAAUAACAACAUGCUAGUGCCAUUUCCACCCGGCACAAUGCAUUUUGGCUUUGAUGCUAACAAUUUUCUAAUGCAGAUUGACCAAGGAGGAGUUGCCAAUGGAAAUCCCAACAAAAGGAAGAAGAACGGUUAUGGUUAUGGAAGGAGAAGGAUGAAUACCCGAACAGGCAUGGCCCAAAGGGAAGAUGUUAUAAGGAGGACGGUUUAUGUAUCCGACAUUGAUCAUCAGGUUACUGAAGAGCAUCUCGCAGCACUCUUUCUUAACUGUGGACAGGUUGUCGACUGUCGUAUAUGUGGUGACACCAAUUCUGUACUUCGAUUUGCCUUUAUUGAAUUUACAGACGAAGAAGGUGCAAGGACUGCUCUGAGUCUUGCAGGAACUAUGCUUGGGUUUUAUCCCGUGAGAGUGCUUCCUUCUAAAACUGCGAUUGCACCGGUUAAUCCAACCUUUCUUCCAAGGUCUGAAGAUGAAAGAGAGAUGUGUGCUAGAACUGUAUACUGUACAAAUAUUGAUAAGAAGGUUACUCAAGCAGAUGUCAAGCUGUUCUUUGAGUCCUUGUGUGGAGAGGUUCAUCGCCUGAGGUUGCUUGGUGACUAUCAUCAUUCGACUCGUAUAGCUUUUGUUGAGUUUGUCAUGGCAGAGAGUGCUAUUGCAGCACUCAACUGCAGUGGUGCAAUCCUGGGAUCACUUCCCAUAAGGGUAAGCCCAUCGAAGACUCCUGUGCAUCCCCGUUCUCCUCGCUAAGCAGUGCUCUGAUCAAUCACCUUGGCUUUGCUUUCCAGUUGAUCUUCUGCUUAUAAGCAUAUCUAAAUAUAUACAUAUAAUAUUAGAGUACUUUUGUGGCAUUCGUCUUUUAGUUUUCCGUACUGAAUCAGCUGGGACUCUCUCAUCCGCGGGAUACUUAUCAGGUUUAUUAAGCUUAUAGAGUUGGAUGGUUUAUGAGGGGGUAAGUAGAUUUAAUUUAGUUGGUAUAUUAUGUUUCUAUAGACAAUGCCUUGGGUACCAAUACUAGAUGGAUGUUCUUUACAGUUAUAUUUAUCAGUAACUUCCUCAAAAUUCGAUCC
Capsicum annuum is the source of this 1827-nucleotide messenger RNA. Its product is annotated as polyadenylate-binding protein-interacting protein 11. Bases 380 to 1507 code for a protein of 375 amino acids. Gene Ontology annotation, molecular function: RNA binding. The transcript has 11 exons. The record is from RefSeq and is a predicted model, not a curated record. Lineage: Eukaryota; Viridiplantae; Streptophyta; Magnoliopsida; Solanales; Solanaceae.